This is a messenger RNA of Raphanus sativus (radish), 807 nucleotides long. Its product is annotated as cytochrome b5. Gene Ontology annotation, molecular function: heme binding. The coding region runs from base 165 to 569 and encodes 134 amino acids. Lineage: Eukaryota; Viridiplantae; Streptophyta; Magnoliopsida; Brassicales; Brassicaceae. The transcript is spliced from 4 exons. Gene Ontology annotation, cellular component: membrane; intracellular membrane-bounded organelle. The record is from RefSeq and is a predicted model, not a curated record.
GCCAAACCCUUCGGCAAAACAUCAAGGGUAGUUUAGUAACUGCGCUCAGAAAUAUAACACAAUUAAGUAGGUGAGGAACACCAGUUUCUUCCGUCUUUUGCUGAUUACAGGGUGAGAGCCUCGAAGCUAUCGAAACUCUGAAUCUAAAAAUUUAAGGAGGAGAGAUGGCUUCAGAGAAGAAGGUUCUAGGAUUCGAAGAAGUUUCACAGCACAACAAAACCAAAGACUGUUGGCUUAUUAUCUCCGGCAAGGUGUAUGAUGUGACCCCAUUCAUGGAUGAUCAUCCUGGAGGCGAUGAAGUCUUGUUGUCCUCAACAGGGAAAGAUGCUACGAAUGACUUUGAAGACGUCGGUCACAGCGACACCGCAAGGGACAUGAUGGAGAAGUACUACAUUGGAGAGAUCGAUUCGUCUACUGUUCCAGCCACAAGGACAUACGUUGCACCUUCUCAACCCGCUUACAACCAAGACAAGACACCAGAGUUCAUCAUCAAGAUUCUGCAGUUCCUUGUCCCUAUCUUGAUCUUGGGUCUGGCUCUUCUUGUCCGUCAAUAUACCAAGAAAGAGUAGAUGCAGAGGCUUUGCAUUUUUUUGCUUGCCACUGGAUAACUCUUUUCUGAUUUCUCUCUGUAUUUGCAAAAAAAAAAUACAGUUACUGUUGUUUGGUCCUAGACUUUAUCUCUGUCCUUAAAAAUGAUUCUUGUUGAAACUUAGCUAGUCUCUUUGUGGUCGUAUCGUUUGGUUUCUCUUUUUUGUGUUGAUUGAGAUGUUUACAACUUUGAUGAUCAAAUAAAAGGGUGCUUCUAUU